AUGGAGGUCCACUCAUUCUUCCCUCGAUUCCCGGCAACUUCCACAGGAGCACAAGUUUCAUCGACCCUCUACACGUUACCGCCGCCGCCGCCGCCGCCACAACUCACUGCUGGCCUGCUACCGCGGAUAGUCUUCCCUCAGGUGUCGUCCGCCCAGCAGUCACCGGAAUCGCUAGCCAAGGCGUCUUCCACUAAGGGCAGCCCCGAGGGCCGACUACACCAAAGCGAGGAGACCCCCGUCGGCACUGCUGCUGCUGUUCCCGUCACCGCACCUCCAGGGAUCGUGCACAACACCUUGCGCAAGACCAAGUCCGACAUGAAGGUCAUUCACCGUUACCUCGUUCAGGUGAAAAAUGACACUCGCGAAAUCCACGAGAUUUCUCCACAGGACCUCUGUAGCUAUAUCCAGGACUUCAUCGUCACUGCCAAGAAGAAGGACGGACACGAGUACGAACCGGAGUCCCUGAAAGCAUUCGUCCAUUCACUUGAGCGACAUUUGAAGUAUCACAACUAUCCCCACUCCGUACUCAAGGAUCCAGAGUUUGCCCCGGCAAGGUUGGUCCUCAGCCAGAGAUUGAACGAGCUGAGAGCACUGAGUCAGGCUAAUGGGAGCUCGAAUGUGCAUAGAAACCAAACAGACGGAGGAAAGUGCGAUCCUGGUUUCAAUGAAUUGCAUGAUAGCAACAAGGUGGCCAACUUCAACUCUCUAUUGCAAACUGGGCUGCUGGGUCCAGCCAACCCCCAAGCGCUGCUGAAUAGUAUUUGGUUAAUCUUACGGACACAAUUCAACGUGGUGGGAACUCAGAAGCAUCGUACAUUAACGUGGGGCCAAUUCCAAUGUGUUACGAAUGUGAACUCCCAAGAUCUCCUUCGAUUUAUUUCGAGGUCGGGCCCACAAGAAGUUCGAUUUUGCCACGGCCACGGCGGACUGUUGGGCGUGCGAGUUUUCGAUGGUCAUGAAGGCAGCGGCAGCAACGGUAGUGUCAAACGCCAGAUACUUCCAUUCGACUGUGUCGAGAUAUUCAACUUCUACGCACGCCUUCGCCCUGCAGAGUGUCGAGGGCCAGAAGAACCGCUCUACCUCUGUCCUGACUCCACAUGGGAUCGCGGUGGACCCUGGUUUAAGCCAGCUGUUGCUGGAGCUCAGCUCCUCUCGAGGAUUCCGCGUCUUCUGGGCAUGAAACCGCCGCGCGACCCGCCACCUCCAUCAAUCUCUGAAACUUCGAUCAAUCCCCUCUUCCCUAACACCCACGUACCGUCUCUUUAUCAACUGCGAGAUAAUCUUCUCGCCACAAUGAAUUCCUUCAUCGCUGACAAAAUCGGAAGAACGGAGGCCUCAUCCACUAGGGAGCUGCCACCACCACCCCUACCUCCGUUUUUGAGUCCACAGAAUGCACUUGCGCCUGAAAAUUUGAGCGUCUUAGCAACCGGGAUUGUACAAUUUCCCCAGCCGUUGCUAGAGGGUGAAAAAGUUCAGGAGAGAGAUCGGGGGAUGAAACCAGCGCAAGGCUGGAACAGUCCCCUCGGCUCAUCAUUAGAUGGCUCCGUCGACGACGCUUCUGCCUCCUCUCCUAAGAGUCAGCCAGCGCCGUCCGUUUUCAACAAUUCCACGGCACCUCUUCCCGACUACAAGCCACCAAUGACCCCUUGA
Echinococcus granulosus is the source of this 1650-nucleotide messenger RNA. RefSeq lists its product as hypothetical. Lineage: Eukaryota; Metazoa; Platyhelminthes; Cestoda; Cyclophyllidea; Taeniidae. The transcript has 4 exons. Bases 1 to 1650 code for a protein of 549 amino acids. The record is from RefSeq and is a predicted model, not a curated record.